GAACGCGUAUAAGAGUGUGUGCUGCCAUUAUUUUUUAGUUAAUCGAUCUUGAACUGUCUACUGUUGAUCGUGUUGUGUUUUUAGUGAAUUUUGAUUUGUAAGCCUACCUAAUUACUAAAUAAAAAUAGUUAAAAAAUUUGUCCUGCUAAGAAUACUGGUAACAAAAUGCAGAUUUUCGUUAAGACCUUGACUGGUAAAACCAUUACAUUGGAAGUUGAACCCUCUGAUACAAUCGAAAACGUAAAAGCCAAAAUCCAAGACAAAGAAGGCAUUCCGCCUGAUCAGCAGCGCCUGAUCUUCGCUGGAAAACAGUUGGAAGACGGUCGCACCCUCUCCGACUACAAUAUUCAAAAGGAAUCAACCCUUCACUUGGUGCUGCGUCUCCGUGGUGGCAUGCAGAUCUUCGUAAAAACUCUCACUGGGAAAACCAUCACACUUGAAGUGGAGCCUUCAGACACCAUUGAGAAUGUCAAAGCAAAAAUUCAGGACAAAGAAGGAAUUCCCCCAGACCAGCAGCGUUUGAUCUUUGCUGGCAAGCAAUUGGAAGAUGGCCGCACCUUGUCUGACUACAACAUCCAGAAGGAGUCUACUCUCCAUCUAGUUCUUCGUCUCCGUGGUGGCAUGCAGAUUUUUGUUAAGACCCUCACUGGAAAGACCAUCACCCUUGAAGUGGAACCUUCUGACACAAUUGAGAAUGUCAAAGCUAAAAUCCAAGACAAGGAAGGCAUCCCCCCAGACCAACAGCGUUUGAUCUUUGCUGGCAAGCAAUUGGAAGAUGGCCGCACCUUGUCUGACUACAACAUCCAGAAGGAGUCUACUCUCCAUCUAGUCCUUCGUCUUCGUGGUGGCAUGCAGAUCUUCGUUAAAACUCUUACUGGGAAAACUAUCACACUUGAAGUUGAGCCUUCUGACACCAUUGAGAAUGUCAAAGCUAAGAUUCAGGAUAAAGAGGGAAUUCCCCCAGACCAGCAGCGUUUGAUCUUUGCCGGAAAGCAGUUGGAAGAUGGUCGCACUCUCUCAGACUAUAACAUCCAGAAGGAAUCGACUCUUCAUUUGGUGUUGCGUCUGCGUGGUGGUAUGCAGAUAUUCGUCAAAACUCUCACUGGAAAAACCAUCACACUAGAAGUAGAACCAUCUGACACAAUAGAAAAUGUUAAAGCUAAAAUUCAGGACAAAGAGGGAAUUCCCCCAGACCAGCAGCGUUUGAUCUUUGCUGGCAAGCAAUUGGAAGAUGGCCGCACCUUGUCUGACUACAACAUCCAGAAGGAGUCUACUCUCCAUCUAGUUCUUCGUCUCCGUGGUGGCAUGCAGAUUUUUGUUAAGACCCUCACUGGAAAGACCAUCACCCUUGAAGUGGAACCUUCUGACACAAUUGAGAAUGUCAAAGCUAAAAUCCAAGACAAGGAAGGCAUCCCCCCAGACCAACAGCGUUUGAUCUUUGCUGGCAAGCAAUUGGAAGAUGGCCGCACCUUGUCUGACUACAACAUCCAGAAGGAGUCUACUCUCCAUCUAGUCCUUCGUCUUCGUGGUGGCAUGCAGAUCUUCGUUAAAACUCUUACUGGGAAAACUAUCACACUUGAAGUUGAGCCUUCUGACACCAUUGAGAAUGUCAAAGCUAAGAUUCAGGAUAAAGAGGGAAUUCCCCCAGACCAGCAGCGUUUGAUCUUUGCCGGAAAGCAGUUGGAAGAUGGUCGCACUCUCUCAGACUAUAACAUCCAAAAGGAAUCAACCCUUCACUUGGUGUUGCGUCUGCGUGGUGGUAUGCAGAUAUUCGUCAAAACUCUCACUGGAAAAACCAUCACACUAGAAGUAGAACCAUCUGACACAAUAGAAAAUGUCAAAGCUAAAAUUCAGGACAAAGAGGGAAUUCCCCCAGACCAGCAGCGUUUGAUCUUUGCUGGCAAGCAAUUGGAAGAUGGCCGCACCUUGUCUGACUAUAACAUCCAGAAGGAGUCUACUCUCCAUCUAGUCCUUCGUCUUCGUGGUGGCAUGCAGAUUUUUGUUAAGACCCUCACUGGAAAAACCAUCACACUUGAAGUGGAACCUUCUGACACCAUCGAGAAUGUUAAAGCUAAAAUUCAGGACAAAGAGGGAAUUCCCCCAGACCAGCAGCGUUUGAUCUUCGCUGGCAAGCAGUUGGAAGAUGGCCGCACUCUCUCAGACUAUAAUAUCCAAAAGGAGUCAACCCUUCACUUGGUGCUGCGCUUGCGUGGUGGCAUGCAGAUUUUUGUUAAGACCCUCACGGGAAAGACCAUCACCCUUGAAGUGGAACCUUCUGACACAAUUGAGAAUGUCAAAGCUAAAAUCCAAGACAAGGAAGGCAUCCCCCCAGACCAACAGCGUUUGAUCUUCGCUGGAAAGCAAUUGGAAGAUGGCCGUACCCUCUCUGACUAUAAUAUUCAGAAAGAAUCCACCUUGCACUUGGUACUCCGUCUUCGUGGUGGAAAUUAAUUACCUACAUAUUUUCAAAAAAUCUGAUUAUUGAUUAAUCUGAAUUAAAACUUCUGAUCUAUAUUAUUCUAACAUUGUUUAAAUUCCAGUAGAUUUUCUUGUAAUCAUUCCAGUUUCUAUAACUUGAUUUGGAUUUUAAUAAAAUAUCAUACAUA
This is a messenger RNA of Amyelois transitella, 2606 nucleotides long. RefSeq names its product polyubiquitin-C. Gene Ontology annotation, cellular component: cytoplasm; nucleus. The transcript is spliced from 2 exons. Lineage: Eukaryota; Metazoa; Arthropoda; Insecta; Lepidoptera; Pyralidae. Gene Ontology annotation, biological process: modification-dependent protein catabolic process; protein ubiquitination. Gene Ontology annotation, molecular function: ubiquitin protein ligase binding; protein tag activity. The coding region runs from base 166 to 2451 and encodes 761 amino acids. The record is from RefSeq and is a predicted model, not a curated record.